Lolium perenne is the source of this 472-nucleotide messenger RNA. The record is from RefSeq and is a predicted model, not a curated record. Lineage: Eukaryota; Viridiplantae; Streptophyta; Magnoliopsida; Poales; Poaceae.
AUGAAAUUUUUCAUGUGUGAGAGCUAUGAGCAUGAUCCACCCCGUAGUUCAGCUUCGUCGUCCACCAGGCCGCCGUCUCCCCCGCCCCUAUGCAAAUGGUUUCACUGGAUAGACACGGAGCAGCCGGAUUGGGCGCGUCAGGAGGUUGAGGAGAAACACCGGCGUGCGUGGGCAACGUUCUUUGAGGAGGAGCGUUGGGAAAAGGUUCGUGCUAAUGAAAAAGCAGAGCGAGAGAGGCAGAUACAGAAACUUAGGGCGGAACAAGCUCGUAAUCGCGAGGUGAAUCAGAAGAGGAUGGAUGAUGAGGCUGCACGUAGGUUUGCAGAGGAAGAGGUGCGCAGGGAGGCUCGUGAAGCAGAAAGGAAGAGACUAAGGGAAAGAGCUGCUGAGGCGCAAGCGGCAGAAGAACGCGGCGACAAGUCUGGAAAAUGGCCACGGUGGACGCAGGGAAAGUAGUGUGAUGUGUCGUACU